CUUUUCCCACCUUAGUAAUAAGUAGCAGUAAUAAUUCGCCAUAAAGUGGUAGAGAACGAGGGGCGAGAGAACCGCGAUCUCUCCCUGGAACUCCCUUAUAAAAACACUGCUCGCCGGCUUUCCUCUGCUCACAGCCUCCCUCCAAGCUAGCUAGCUAUCCUUUUUCCUUUUCCUCAAACCCACACAUUUCUCCCAAGGAAUCAAAUACCAGACUUUUCCUUCCUUCCUUGGAUCUCUAUCUCUCUUCCCCCUCCAGAAGAAAUAGAGGGGCUGAAAUUAGGGGAGAAAGGAAGAAGCCGCCCAAAAGGACAGGCGGUUAAGGAGGUCAGAGAGGGGGAGGGAGGGGAGAAUCAGAGAGGAGGUUUCUUUCUUCACACGCGCACACACUCGCUCGCUCCCUUUCCUCCCUCCGCGUGCUUUGCGCAUUUCAACACUAAUGCUCUUAAUUUCUUUUCCGCUUUUCGUCCAGGCAUCGAAGCGCGCAUUUAAUUCUAGUUCGGCCGCUACGCGAGGUGGUCGGACGCUCGAGAGAGAGCUCCGUCAGUGGUUUGCUGGCCGUGUUAAAGGAGGACGAGGAGGAGUGCGUCAAGAAAAGAUAAAAACGAAAGAGAGAAGGGUAGGAUUGAAUCUAGUCUCCAGUCUCCUCUCCUUCAAAGUUCAAAUCCCCUCUCUCGGUGAUCGGUACUUUUCUCGGCCUUCGCUCCGUCUGCUGGUGGUGGUGCUGCCGGAGAAGAGAAGAGGGCAAGGGAUCUUGGCGUCAGAGAGGUGACAGAGCAAGGACGAAAAGAUGCUGUCGCAGAAGCAAGCGGAGGAGGCCAUCGUGGCCAGCUUCAACGAGACGGAGCAGGACGGGAACGGCAAGGAGGAGGAGGAGGAGAGGGCGGAGGAGCCGCAGCCCAUGUUCAGCAUGAAGAGCCUCCUCUGGCACGGUGGCUCCGUCUGGGACGCCUGGUUCAGCUGCGCCUCCAAUCAAGUGGCCCAGGUUCUGUUGACGCUGCCCUACUCGUUCUCGCAGCUGGGGAUGCUGUCCGGGGUGCUGCUCCAGCUGUUCUACGGUUUCAUGGGCAGCUGGACGGCCUACCUCAUCAGCGUUCUCUACGUCGAGUACCGCACCCGCAAGGAAAAGGAGAACGUCAGCUUCAAGAAUCACGUCAUCCAGUGGUUCGAGGUGCUGGAUGGGCUGCUGGGCCCUUACUGGAAAGCCAUCGGUCUGGCCUUCAACUGUACCUUCCUCCUCUUCGGCUCCGUUAUCCAGCUGAUCGCUUGUGCCAGUAACAUUUACUACAUCAACGACCGGCUGGACAAGAGGACGUGGACGUACAUAUUCGGCGCCUGCUGCGCAACCACGGUGUUCAUCCCUUCGUUCCACAACUACCGGAUAUGGUCCUUCCUUGGUCUGGGCAUGACCACCUACACCGCCUGGUACCUCACCGUCGCCGCUCUCGUCAACGGCCAGGUUGAAGGCGUGGCGCACUCGGCUCCCGCAAAGCUGGUCCUCUACUUCACCGGCGCCACCAACAUACUCUACACUUUCGGCGGCCACGCCGUCACCGUGGAGAUCAUGCACGCGAUGUGGAAGCCCCAGAAGUUCAAGUACAUAUACCUGGUGGCGACGCUAUACGUGUUCACGCUGACGCUACCGUCGGCAGCGGCCAUGUACUGGGCAUUCGGGGACCAGCUGCUGACUCACUCCAACGCCUUCUCUCUGCUGCCCAAGUCGCGGUUCAGGGACGCCGCGGUGAUCCUGAUGCUGAUCCACCAGUUCAUCACCUUCGGAUUUGCGUGCACGCCCCUCUACUUCGUGUGGGAGAAGGUGAUCGGCAUGCAUGACACCAAGAGCAUCUUCCUGCGCGCGCUGGCCCGUCUCCCCGUGGUUAUCCCCAUCUGGUUCCUCGCCAUCAUCUUCCCCUUCUUCGGGCCCAUCAACUCUACCGUCGGGGCCCUCCUCGUUAGCUUCACCGUCUAUAUCAUCCCUUCCCUCGCCCACAUGCUCACCUACCGCAAGGCCUCUGCCAGACAGAACGCGGCGGAGAAGCCACCCUUCUUCAUGCCUAGCUGGACCGCCAUGUACGUGUUGAACGCGUUCGUGGUGGUGUGGGUGCUGGUGGUGGGGUUCGGGCUCGGCGGGUGGGCCAGCAUGGUCAAUUUCGUCAGACAGGUGGACACCUUUGGGCUCUUCGCCAAGUGCUACCAGUGCCCCAAGCCCCCCGUCGCGGCGCCCCCACCACAGCAGCACUGAGCGGCCAUGGAUUCAAAUAAAAAACCAUAUAAACUCCCCACCCAACUCAAUUAUACCAAAAGUCCUCCGAUUGCUCUUUUGGGUUUUUGUCCCCUGUAAUAUACAAAAGGGGAAGCAACCAAAGUGUGGGCUUUCCUGCUACUGGCAUUCGAGAUGUCUGCUUUCCUUUGGAUUUCUUUUCUUUGGUUCUUCUUCAUAUGGCUUGCUUUUUUUUCCUUCUCUCUCUCUCUUUUUCUUCUUCUAAUUUGAUAAUAUAAAUUUAAGUUUGAUGGUA
Elaeis guineensis (African oil palm) is the source of this 2513-nucleotide messenger RNA. Lineage: Eukaryota; Viridiplantae; Streptophyta; Magnoliopsida; Arecales; Arecaceae. The record is from RefSeq and is a predicted model, not a curated record.